Molecule: messenger RNA, 698 nt
Organism: Linderina pennispora
Lineage: Eukaryota; Fungi; Kickxellomycota; Kickxellomycetes; Kickxellales; Kickxellaceae
Exons: 1
Coding region: 123-494 (123 amino acids)
Cellular component (GO): Ski complex
Molecular function (GO): protein binding
Source: RefSeq, a predicted model, not a curated record
GCUCAUCACCAGCAUUAAAAUAUACUGUCAUCAUCAUCAUCACCAUUGGCGCACUUUCUGAGGACAAGAGUCUACACUUCCCUCCGUAUUGCGUAUAUAUAUUUUUUGUCCGGCCACUCCCUAUGUCAGUUAUUUUCAAGGCAAAGCUCAAAAACGCAAAGUCGGCUAUUGCCGACAAAAACUACGACUACGCAUACGACCUGUGCCAUGAUCUGCUCGAGCUAGACGACAGAAACUACAAUGUUCACAUUCUGCUCGGAGUCUCGUGCCAGCACAUGGAGAAGUGGGCCGAAGGCGAAAAGGUCUAUAGAAGCGCCAUGGCCAUGCCCAAGGCUAACCUGCUGGCGUGGCAGGGUCUCUGUGCGCUAUUCGAGAAUGCGAAUAUGCCAGACAAGUACGAAGGUGCGCUGGCAGAGAUGCGCGACAAAUGCAUUGCUGAGGGGAACACAGCAAAGGCAUGGGAGGCGAUGGGCAAGAUUCUGAAGGCUGAAUGAGGACGCUGGCGACCAGCGCAAACUAAUCGGGGUUUUGCGUGAGCUGACGCCCGCUGGCAAGUUCUAUUCGUUGCUUGAGGAGACUAGUGGUGAGCAGAAGCCGCCGACUGCAGGCGAGGUUCUGCAGCAGAUCUUUACCAUUGAGCGCGACCUGGAGCAGAGGACGAUUGAGCGUGAGAUCAACAAGCGCAAGACCCGGUUGGG